CAUUCUACACCCUCUCAAUUUUUAGUUUUCAUUUUUGUUCUUCAAAGUUUAAUUCUAUCAUUGUUUGUUCUGCAAGUCUCGAGCCUUGUUGCUCAAGAAUCUGUUCUGUUCCUUUGUCUUUGUUUCAUUGUUCCAACAAUUGGUUACAAUAUCAAACUAAAAGCUGCAAGAAUAAGCUACCAAAAAAAAAAAAAAAGGCUACAAGAAUAAUCGAAUAGUCCAAGCACUUGCAUUCAAGUUUUUGAUUGAUUAAAAUAUUAGUCUAUUAGAGUUCUUUUCCUUUCAAUCUUCUUUAGAGUUCCAAUAAUAUAGUUCUCAAGAUUCAUUAAUUUGUUCAUUUAUGGUAAGCUUGAUGUUGUAUAUUGAAGAGAUAAGUAAUAUAAGUACAUAAACCAGAAUCAUUUGAGAAAUUGUAGGUGUCUUUCUCAUACUGAAGUACAAAAUUUCUGUAACUGGCAAAACAUUGAUCCCAUAAAAUAUAAAGAAAUCAUCGAAGAUUCCAAAGGGCCUAAAACUCACAAACAGCUAAAUCUUGAAGCUGACACUAUAAAUACUUCCCUUAUAUAUCAGAAAUGUACAUCAGCAAACAUAAAAAAACAUCCUCUGCAAAGUAGUAAUCAAAUCCCAAAUCACUAGAAAUCAUGGGUGUUUUCACAUAUGAAUCUGAGGUUAUUACAGCAAUCCCACCAGCCAAGAUGUUUAAGGCUUGCAUCGUUGAUGGUGACACUCUCAUUCCCAAGAUUGUUCCUCAGGCUUUUAAGACCGUUGAGUACAUUGAAGGCAAUGGUGAGCCUGGUAGCAUCAAGAAGGUCACUUUUGGAGAAGGAAGCCAGUUCAAUUAUAUGAAGGAGAAAGUGGAAGCAUUAGACAAAGAUAAAUUAGUGUACAGGUACAGUGUGAUUGAAGGGGAUGCAUUGAUGAACAAACUGGAGAAAAUCACUUACGAAACCAAGUUGGAGGCAUCACCGGGUGGGGGAUCCAUUUGUAAGACCAGCAGUAAAUAUUACACCAUUGGUGACUUUGAGAUCACAGAAGAAGGAAUCAAGGCUGGCAAAGAAAAAGCCUUGCAAAUAUUCAAGGCUGUUGAAGCUUAUCUCCUGGCAAAUCCUGACCAAUGUUGAAAAUAUCCAAAUAUUUUGUUUGCAGCCGCUGCAAUCAGCAUAUUAAAUGUUUGAUUGCAUUUAUGCUUAAUUUUUCCCUUUUGUAUGUUUGUGUGUGUUUCACCUUUUAAAUUUGCUAUUGCUGGUCCAGGUGAUCUUUAGUUAGCUAAAUAACAGGUCAAUUUGUCAAGCUUAUGUUAUCAGUGUUUCCAGAAGUAAAUAAAGAAGCUUCAAAGAUAUUUGGAACAAACUGUAAUUGA
This is a messenger RNA of Gossypium raimondii (Peruvian cotton), 1360 nucleotides long. RefSeq names its product major strawberry allergen Fra a 1.05. Gene Ontology annotation, biological process: abscisic acid-activated signaling pathway; defense response. Gene Ontology annotation, cellular component: nucleus; cytoplasm. The transcript is spliced from 2 exons. Gene Ontology annotation, molecular function: protein phosphatase inhibitor activity; signaling receptor activity; abscisic acid binding. Bases 642 to 1121 code for a protein of 159 amino acids. The record is from RefSeq and is a predicted model, not a curated record. Lineage: Eukaryota; Viridiplantae; Streptophyta; Magnoliopsida; Malvales; Malvaceae.